Messenger RNA from Nematostella vectensis (starlet sea anemone), 4443 nucleotides. RefSeq names its product fibulin-2. Gene Ontology annotation, molecular function: calcium ion binding. The transcript has 11 exons. Bases 1444 to 3162 code for a protein of 572 amino acids. NCBI's taxonomy places the organism in Eukaryota, Metazoa, Cnidaria, Anthozoa, Actiniaria, Edwardsiidae. The record is from RefSeq and is a predicted model, not a curated record.
UGCAAAGCUCUAAACUUUCUACUCGUGCAGACAAAAAUACAUCUAGCUUCUGAGAUUAAGUACUGGGCAAUCGGAGCUUUGAUAAGAAAUUUACUUUCAUAUGCGCAUUGUGAUGGCUCACACUAGCCCACUGUAUUGUAAUAGUAUUGCAAUUGUAGCUGCGUAGUGUUGCAAGGUUGUUACAAUGAUACUGUGCAAUGACGUGAGAUUGUUGCAAUGAUACUGCGCAAAAUUGUAGAGUGGAAUGAUUGUUGCGCAGUGUUGCAAGAGUGUUGCAAUUGAAUCGUGGGGUGCUAUAAGUGUGUCGCGAUAACAUACCCUCGAAACCCGCUAAAAUAACCACGUGACAGAAACUGGAAACUCCGAACUUGACUGAUAUCACGCCAUGAUUAAUUGUAGCUGUUUUCCCCUUGUCAAUUCGUAACUCGAUACAGUCACUCGACCCGAUUAUAUCAUGCAGCGGUAGUUUAUUAUUUCUUUUUAUUUCAGGAAUAAACAAAAAUAAAUAGAAAGGCAGAGCGCUUACAAAAAUUCGGCGUUGAAAACCUAUUACCGCGAAUUAUCCGUGCUAUAAAACUUUUCCAACCCUACCCCGAUGACCCAAAUCCCUGCUAACACGAAACUACUUUAGGGUUCCUUAUGAAUUUACAGGGCUCUUCGGUACUUUGAUGUUUGAGUCAAAAUUACUCAGAUUUGAUUUCUGCUCUCACUAGAAAAUUACAACGAACAUCAAAACCCGUGUAUUUCCAGACAUUGUCGUGACUGUCUCUUCACCCACCUGCGGAGUGUCCAUCAACAUGAUUGACAGUUGACUGUCGAUAGCUCCGCCCCCUGCUGUUUGUGCUCGAUGCCGCGCGCAGUCGCGAGAGAUCCUGAUUUCCGCUUUCAAUUCCAUGCCCCGGAUGGCUGUUGAUGAUGUUUUCCUGCCGCUCUAGUGUGGCAAAAGCGCCGAACGAGUCAAGUCAUUAAUUUAACGACCAAGCGAUUUACGCGAAACCUUAGGUGCUAUUCUCACUGAUAAUGAAGAGUGCUCAUAGCAACAAGUGUACGAUACGAAAAGUGAGCUCAGAGUUUUAGAAGGAAAUCCUUCGUGGAAAGAGUGGGUUUGACCACUUCCUUUCACAUCGCCCGCAAAGUGAUCAGGCUUCAAACGUCCGCUCAGGUUCAUGCUCACAAAGGCCAGACGCACAUGGUAAAAGCCAGAUCAUAAACGAGUCAUAUAUUACCCUUUUGGCGCCAUCCAGCUUACAAUCUUAAGGUUUAUCUCAAGGUCUAGAACUUACAGAGUAUUUUGCUUCUCGUGCGCUGUUUACGCGUUCCACGGGACAGCGGUUUGUGGGCCAUACGACAACAUAACCGUCGCGGUGUUGUUGACUACAAGAGCGCAGAAAAUUGAGGGUCGCGAACUCAAGAGCGCAGAACAUCCCACGUACCUAAACAGACAUGAGUACGCUCAUUAGAAUGUGCUUUUGGAUGGUUGUACUUGUGACUAGUAUGGACUCCAGCAACGGGAAAAAACGGUUACCGAUUCCCAAGUCGUUACUCGUUCCGGGAGCGAAGGGAAUUGAUGUUAUUGACGAGGCGGUGGAGCUUGUUGAUGAAGCGCAAAUCUUCUCCGAGGAUCAUCACUUUACCAAACGCAUCGCGAUCGUACAGAGCGCUAUAAACGCGAGCUCUAACGGCGGUGGUUUGUGGCAAGUGGAUUUGUGUGUGUUUCGUGAAGUGACUCAAAACAGAAGGAAAUACACCAACUUGGUGAGACUGCAAAAACUCGUGCGACGUAAACUAGGUAUCACCUGGUCUCGCGUUCGUCACCAUGAUCUGCGCAGACCUCUCUACUCUAUCUUAGCCGCGCGCUUGGCUCUCGAGACUACCGUGGAAUCUUUCCCAAAAAACGUGAAAAGUCAAGCACGGAUAUGGGCGCAGAAUUACCACAAAUGUCCUGAGACAAGCGGCGCAUAUACUCCACCGGAGGAGGCGAACAAACUGGACGAGAACACUUUCGUAAAAGUGGUGAAGAAUUCGUGCUACAGUGGCUAUAAUAAGUGUGAGCAUUUUUGCCACGAGCUGCCUCAAGGUCGCACGGCGUGUAGCUGUCGCAAGAGCUUUACCCUUCAACCAGAUGGCAAGAGCUGCAAGGAGGUAAAGGCGUCAGAAAUCAAGGUUGCUGAGGAGCCCCUGGAGCUCAACCCAGACCCACGCUCGUGUGUCGUCAAUGGCAACCAGUGUGAGCAGUCGUGCAUCAAGGUCCGCGGUAUCGUCAAGUGCACGUGUCGUCAGGGCUUCGUGCUACAUAACAAUGAGUUUAGCUGCUUCGAUAUGGACGAGUGUGAGCUAUCUCCGUGUGAUCACGAGUGUCAUAACACUCCUGGUUCAUACUACUGCACAUGCAAGAAGGGAUACACCCUCCAAACGGACAUGGUCACAUGCAAACAAGAUCACGGAAACUGUUCCGUAAAUGACGUGGGGUGCCUGGACCGCUGUCCCGGCUGCCCUUGCCCGCCUGGCAUGUCACGGCAGAAUGGACACUGCGUUGAGACAGACGAGUGCUCGCUGUACAAGGGCGUAUGCCAUCACAACUGCGUCAAUACUCCUAGGGGAUACCGCUGUGCAUGCAGCCCGGGCUAUUCACUCGACGAGAAUGGCAUCUCGUGCUCAGAUACGGAUGAAUGCGCCACGGGUGCCCAUACCUGUCAUCAUAACUGCAUCAAUGUGCCAGGAGGGUACUUCUGCUCAUGCGCAAAGGGGUUCCGGCUCAACUAUGAUCUCAAGACGUGCGUGGAUAUCGAUGAGUGCGCACUGUAUCCUGGGAUAUGCAAGGCUCCGUCUCACUGUCGUAACACAAUUGGCGGCCAUCGAUGCGAGUGUCCCCGAGGAUUUAUCAGCCACCACCAGGAGAUUUGUAUAGAUGACGACGAGUGCCAACGCGACAAUGGCGGUUGCAGUCAGCGAUGUCAAAAUUUCCCCGGUAGCUAUCGGUGUUCUUGCUGGUACGGGUUUAGCCUACUACCCGACCGGAGAACUUGCCAAGAUGUUGACGAGUGCUCUCGCUACCCUGGUCUUUGCCACCACCACUGCAUCAAUAUCCCAGGGGGAUACAAAUGCGCAUGCCCACCUGGCCAGCGGCAGCAUUUUAACGGGCUCAUCUGCUUGCCUGCCUAACAGUCGACGAACACGUGACUACCACGUCAUUGGCACGUGACUGCCACGUCAGUAAAACAAACAUAUCCGCUGUGGUCAGCGGCUUAUACCACAAACACUACUUGCGCUGGAAGUGUGCAACGCCUUAGUGGUACAUACCGCUAAUCACAUUUAUGAGACAGCGGACGCAGGGACAUGAACUGAAAUUGAGGAAGAAAGCAUUGUCCGUCGCGUUUCACCGGACUUUUUAUGAAUUUAUGAUAUAAUUAAGUGCACAUUGGUGCAAUAUUUAUGAACUCAAUCCAUGUAUAGAUGACUAUUUGUAGCCCACUCUCUCGGGAUUCCGUUGGCUAACAAUGUCAGCUAAAAAUGUACAAACUCCAGCGAUGACACUCCGGCCUAAAAAAAAUUCAUUUUUCCUUACAUGAGAUGUGACGUUGGGGCCGUCAAUCAUGGGAAUGUUACUAGGGCGAGGCUAAUCGACCUGAACACCCUGACUUUGGUGAUAUAUCGUGACGUGACCUGAACACGUGACUUUAGUGAUACAUUGUUGCGUGAUCUGAACACUUCGCAUUACGUGGCUUGUGAUCUGAACACGUGACUUUUGUGAUACAUCGUAACGUAACUCAUGUGACCUGAACACGUGGCAUUACGUGACUAGUGACCUGAACUCGUGACUUUGUUACGCCGUGACGUGAGUCGUGUAGUGGACUAUAGAUGAUUUUGUCGUGAGGUCGCCGCGGGAAGCAAACGGCACAGAUACGUUCACGGGACGGCAUAAAACAGCUUUCUUACUAAACAGGAACGACUUUUAGAGAACACAUUUGGGUACCUUCGGUGCUAGGGAGCUUCGCUAACUCGAGGUAGCAGUUCGAAUUAUUGAGUGAUAAUGAAUAAAAAUUAAUACAAAGGGACCUUAAAGCUAGUACAGUUAGCAUAUCUUCAGGGAAACGUCCGUCUUAUCAGAGUGAUCUGUUUAAGAAAACAAGCAAGGUUUCUCCCAUUUGGUCGCUUUAUUCGGUACGUCUUAUUGUUAAGUUAAAAAGUAAAUUCUCCAUGAGAAUGCUGGCAAAGCAUCAGUUAAUUGACUUGACCCCUGUGCACCACGUGUCCCCUUAUUUGGGCUUCCUGUGUCGCACAAUUGAGGGUACAAAAUUUCACCAAGGGAGGGAGGGUUCAUCGAUAAAAUACUUCAAACUACAGUUUGCAAAUAUAAACAGAUCAGCUUUCAAGUGUAAUUUGAAAUGCAUCUAUUCAAAGUUGUUUUUUACACUUUAUUAAUAAAAUAUCUAUUACAAAGUA